Molecule: messenger RNA, 10659 nt
Organism: Paramuricea clavata
Lineage: Eukaryota; Metazoa; Cnidaria; Anthozoa; Malacalcyonacea; Plexauridae
Source: the annotation of a GenBank genome assembly
AUGUUGACGAAGCAAAAGUAUAUGGGAACUGUUUUAAAUGCGGGAGAAAGGGACAUAAAAGCGCGGAGUGUUGGUCGAAGACAUCGGAAAGAUGGUGUAGCAACUGUAAAAGUAAAACCCACGAGACAAAGAAUUGCCGGAAGAAGAAAGAUGCGGCGAAGACAGCAGCCGAGAAGACAACGUCAAGUGAGAACAAUGAACAUACGUUUGCCUUUACAUCCAAGGACACAAUUAAUAAGUCGGGUAUAAAUAAUAAGAGUAAUUCCAGUUUAUUAGUAGAUACUGGAGCCACAAGUAACAUUAUAAAUGACAAAUCAAAAUUUGUGGACUUUGAUAAAGAAUUUAAUCCUAGUGCGCAUGUCAUAGAACUCGCUGAUGGCAGUAAAGCCAACGUAGUAUUAGGAAAAGGAAAUGCCAAAGUUAAACUUUAUGAUGUCAAUGGUAAUGCACGUGACGUAAUGUUAAAUAGCGCAUUGUAUGUUCCGUCCUAUGAUCAAAAUAUUUUUUCAGUGCAUGCUGCGAUAGAAAGGGGGGCCAGUAUUAGUUUAGAUAAGCAGGUGAAACAGCUCAAAUGUCCUGAUGGCACAACGUUUGGAAUGGAUCAAAAAGGUAGGUUAUAUUAUUUAAAUAGUAUUUCAUCCUCUAAGAAUAGUGCAUGUUCUCUGCAUGAAUGGCAUAAAAUCCUUGGUCACUGUAAUUAUGGUGAUGUUCAGAAAUUGGAAAAUGUUGUAGAGGGGAUGAAUAUUUCCAACUAUGAUGAGGUAGAGUGUACUGUUUGCACUAAAGGUAAGAUGUGCCAAUUUAGGAAUAGAUCCCCAGAUGAAAGAGCAACUGCUCCAUUAGAUUUUGUGCAUUGUGACCUGGCUUGAUCCUGUAGGAAGAGAUGGCUUUAGGUAUGCUUUGUCAUUCGUUGAUGACUAUUCAGGGAUUAUUAUGGUCUAUUUUCUAAAAUGUAAGAGUAAUACCCCAGAAGCAUUACAGCAAUUCUUGGCUGAUGCUGCUCCUUUUGGGAGGGUUAAGCGUGUCAGGAGUGACAAUGGCACAGAAUUCACUAGUCACAAAUUCAAAUCUAUUCUUCGAGAAAAUAGGAUAAGGCAUGAGACUAGUGCACCAUAUUCCCCACAUCAGAAUGGAACGGUGGAAAGAGCAUGGUUGAGUCUUUUUAAUAUGGCUAGAUGUUUGUUGCUUGAGGCAAACUUGCCAAAGUCCAUAUGGACUUAUGCUGUUGUGGCAGCAGCCUACAUCAGAAAUCGUUGCUUCAAUGCGAGAUUGGGCAUUUACAGGGUCUAAACCAGAUUUGAGCAAUAUGCAUGUCUUUGGUUCCGUUUGUUACGCAUAUGUGCAAAAUGCAAAGAAAUUAGAUCCUAGAAGUAAACAGGGUAUAUUUGUGGGAUAUGAUAAAAGAAGUCCUGCAUAUCUUAUCUUUUAUCCUGAUUCCAAUAAGGUUGAACGUGCAAGGUGUUCAAUGAGAGCAACCAUGAAUCUAAGGUUAAUCCUGAUGAACAGGAAGGGGAAUUUCUGCCCAGUAAAGUGUCUGUACCUAUUGCCAAUAAGAGUGUAAUAUCAACACAAGGGGAUGAAAGUGCAAAUGGCACUGAAACUGUGCCUGAUGAAGUACGGUACCCUAGUCGAACUCGUACUAAGCCAACAUAUUUGAACGAAUAUGUAACUGGUAAGGUUGUUGAUGAUGCAGCAACAUGUGCAGUUGAUUAUUGCUAUAGAACCCAUGACAUUCCAACUAGCUAUUCCCAAGCAGUACAUUCUCCUGAAAGAAAUAAAUGGGAAAAAGCCAUGGAUGAUGAAAUUGAGGCCUUAGAGGGCAAUGAAACUUUCGAGUUGGCCCCACCACCAAAGGGCCGUGAGGUAGUGGAGGGAAAAUGGGUGUAUACCGUUAAGACAGGACCAGAUAAGGCUGAAACAUACAAAGCUCGUUAUGUAGCAAAAGGCUACUCGCAGAUUCCUGGUAUUGAUUACCAUGAAACCUUUUCCCCAACCGCUCGGAUGAGCUCUAUUCGUGUUUUAUUACAGCAGGCAAUUCAGAAUGAUAUGCUUGUUCACCAGAUGGACGUAAAAACAGCCUAUUUAAAUGCCCCGGCCCAGUAGACUGUGAGAUUUUCAUAGAACAGCCAGAAGGCUACGAAAGGGUAGGACAAAAUGGUGAGAGGUUGGUGUGCAAAUUAAAUAAGUCUUUGUACGGCCUUAAGCAGAGUGGACGCAAUUGGAACAACAUGCUACAUGAUUACCUUGCUGACCCAUGUGUUUACAUUAGAAAUGGUGGUACAAACAGUGAUGUGAAAAUUACCAGAAAAAAGUAACGAGUAAAAUUACAAUUACUUCUCCAAAAAAGUAAUUAUUCCUAAUUACUUAUUACUGUCUUUCAAAUAUAAUUAAUUACCGAUUACUAAUUACUUUUUUAAAAAGUAAUUAAUUACUAAUUACUUUGAAAUUACUUUCAAGUUUUCAUGGACUUAAACAACAACAAAAUGUUAAUUCAAAAGGCAGUUCCAAAGUUAAGAGUUAAGACUUAUGCAACAGUAUUAAACUUGGAGUUUAGCUUUAAAAGUAGUGCCGACUCAAAAUGGUCGUCAGCUAACCGAUUUCAGUCACAAAGUGAGAGCUAAGAUUAAAGAACAUUUGUUGCCCAUUUUUGUCGAAGAUUCGAAUGCGACGUUUUGUAAAUCGAAAAUGGCUUUUUUUAUGGUGGGCAUAAUUCGCACUUGAAAAGUAAAUUCUCCUUGUCAGACGAUUGAGACGAAAAAGUAAACAAUUCCUCGAGUCGUGGCCACGGAUUAACAUUCAAGUUGCCUUCUUUCACUGUUUCUGUGCCAAUAUCAGUUAUAUCACUAGAUAUCGAUUCACUGGUUUCAUUUUCCGCUUCAACGAUAAACUUCAUUCAUAUUCAUGUUGUUUCCAACCAGCAAGGCGACACAACAUUGCAUUGAUUGCAAUGCCAUGAAGUGUAAUCAACUGUGUUAUUUUGCAAUCCUGACGCUGGUCAGCAACACUGCAGGCAUUUCUAUUUUUCAUUUUUGCGCUCAAUUUUUUUGGAAAAUAAUAAAGUAACGCAAAUUACUUUUUUAAAAUGUUACUCGUUACCUUCAAAAAGUAAUUGAUUACGUUACAAAUUACUUUCGUGCAAAAAGUAAUUAAUUAACGAAAAAUUACCCAAAAAGUAAUUAGUAAUUAGUAACGCGUUACUUUAGUAACGAGUACUUACAUCACUGCGGCAGGAUAGUAUCCUUUAGUUUUAAUAACCUCAUGUGCGCGAGGAAUUUCGCUUCCCACAGUUCGUAAUUGCUUUCGUUUCCAUCGAAAGUCAACCUUGACCAGCGUGAUUCUCUGCUGGGCCCAUAACCUGUUGAAGCCAUGACUUUAGAACACCGUAUUUGUAAUGAAAUCACUCUUUAUUUUCACGUUUAUUACAAAUGUAGUUUUGUACAGUAAGUUACUUUCACGAGGAAGUUCAACUAACAACACAACUAUCCCAUCAUGCAUUUGUCUCUCAGUAUUACGUCAUACUAAUAUUUGGAUAACAUACAGUUUUAUAUUGAACUCAACAGUCUCUGACAAAGAAUUGAAACAACAGCGCAUGUCUCUGACAAAGAAUUUAAAUACUAGCACAUGUCUUUCACAAAGAAUUGAAAUACCAGCACAUGUCAAUGACAAAGAAUUAAGACUCCAGCGCAUGUCUCUGACAAAGAAUUCAAAUACCAGCACAUGUCUAUGACAAAUAAUUGAAAUACCAGAACUUGUCUAUGACAAAUAAUUGAAAUACCAGCACAUGUUAUGACAAAGAAUUGAAAUACCAGUACAGGUCUAUCACAAAUAAUUGAAAUACCAACACAUUUAUUGUCUCUGAAAAAGAAUUGAAAUACCAGCACAUGUCUAUGACAAAGAAUUGUCGAACUUGUACAAAUAAUAACCACUUAUAUUACUAAAUAAUAACCACUUACUAAACAGGUCCAAACCCUUACUGUGCAGCAAGACAAAUAUUUGAUAUUUUCCUCUAGAGCCAAAGGAUAGAGAUUAAGUCAUUUUAGGGUCGGGGUAUCAAGGGGAGGGAGAUAGCCGCAUCUUUAAUUUAUUCCUAAAAUAUAGGAAUAAACGGAACUAAUUACUGUGACGUCGGCCGUAACCAGGAGUCCAGAAUUUCAUUGUUAUCUGGACAUUUAUUGCGUUUCCGGACGCCAUAUUUAAUUUAGCAAGGCAGGAACAGUUUUACUAAAAAUUUGAAUAUUGUAGUCAAAUAUUUGACACGCUUAGCCAUUGGGCUGCCUAUAUCAUGGUAAUACGGGAAAAUCCUACGAUAUCCGCGCCAGCUAGCCAGACUGCACGAUUCACCAAAACAAAUGAAUAUAUUUGUACCUGAGCAAAUGAAAAUAUAACCAAUAAUAUCACACGGAAAAUAUGAUCAAGAAUGAUAUAUUUUUCUACUUCCCUCAUGCACAUACAGUGUACAACAAAUAGUUAAUUUCCUAUUUAUAUUCCUUUUACUAUAGUAUAAUUACUUUACUUUAGUGGCUUUUACCAUUUUCAAGUUUAUUCUUUUUUCUUUUUAAAAGUAACCUGAAAAUGAAAUAAAUCAGAUUAAUAUCAGGCUAUCAGCAUAGAAAUAUUAGGCGGCUGGCGGGAAAAGAAGAUCCCCCCCCCCAUCAUUGUUAACGAUUCCGAAUAUGUUCUUUCUUUCUUGUUUCGAAUGAACGUCGUUUCACCAAUGUAGUUCCAUGUAGGGCAAUCUCCGCAAGGGAUUGAUAAGUACUAGUUAAAACAUGCAUGUGCAACCGAUCCAUCUUAUGAGUUCAUUGGCGAAGUAAUUUUAAGAAUAAACAUUGUCUAAGCCGAGGAAAUCAAAGCUGAAGUUUAUGUAAAUCAGGACAAAUCUUUAUCCAAAUUACAAACAUUGUUUAAUUAAACAUUCCUUUCUUUUGUAUUUUCCUCAUGAAUCAUUAAUGAGUUUUUUAACGUAGUUUAAAAACUCAUUAAUAAUUCAUGAGGAAAAGAAAUAUAAUAAUAAUAACUUUUUCAAUCAAAGUCUCAAUAUUGGUACAUAGAAUACAUGGGUAAAUAACUAAAUAAGUCAUUACAAUCUAUAACAAUAACAAAAAUAUUAAUAUAUAUGAACGAAGUUGAUAAAUAUAUAAAUUCGCAUACCUACACACACACACGCACGCACACGUGAGUAAUUAGACCAGAAAAACUCAUUAAUAAUUCAGGAGCAAAACACAAAGAAAAAUCAUAAGCGUGUCGUGGUUUUAUAUGUGAUAAAAAAUCAUGUUAAUUUACAUAAACUUUAGCUUUGAUUUUCUCGGUUUAGACAAAGUUUAUUUUAAAGUGUUUAUGAAACGGCUGAAAAUUUUUUCUGAAAUUGUGUUGAUUUUAUAGUUUAAAGUACGCUGAAUAUCAUACUGCAUUUUAUUUUCGCCCCGCGAUUCUUUAAAGUGGAUUUUUUAAGCUACAAAGUUCAGCAAUUUGGCUAUUUUUUGUCCCGGGGUCUGGACCCGAGUGAAAACAGCGCGUGACGUCACUGGUUGUACCAGUGAACUAAAUAUAACUGGAACGCUACCUUCUGAUAAUUUCGUGAAGCCAAAAUUUGCGGGACUUUACCUCCAGACACGCGUGUCUGGAGGUAAAGUCCCGCAAAUUUUGGCUUCAUUCGCGAUUCCCUCGCGAGAUCGCGGUGGGGGGUGAAGCGUGCUGUUUGUAUUCAGAAGAACAACAAUGUGCGAGCAGAGCGAAUUUGCAAGAAAUUUGUUGUAUAUUUUAUGGUUUUAAAUUUUAGUUUUUUUUGUUUGGACUAUAAUGGAAUUAAUUUUAGCUCAACCAAGUAAAAUUUAGCCGAAUGGAGUUGCCAAUCGGCUAGGAAACAAACGCUAUAAACGAAACAACUUGGCGAUGUGCAAAUCCGCCAAAUUAUUUGUACGAGCGUCAGACCCUUUGAAGAUUUUAUCAAAACAAGUGAGUAAAUUCUUUAUUUUAACUUAGUAUUACAAACCUAAUAAUUAUUAAACAAAGUAAUUUUGUUAAACAAGUGUCGAUCACUUUGUUUCCCUUCAUUUACGAUCUCUUUGACGUAUUUCUUUCCAAAGCUGAACAGCCGCAACGUAAAAUAUUUGUCCGCGACACGUUUCAUUAAAUUUGUUUUGUGGUCGUCAACUAGAAUUUCGUUGUCAUCAUCUUCAUGGUCUGUGAACAGCUCAGAUGUUGAGUCCAAUGUGAAAUGUUGGAAGACGUUCACGAUCAUUUUUUUCUUUAGGUUUCCCUCGUUGCUUAUUUGUUUGCCGUCUUUACCCGUAACAGUAGCUUUGAAAACGUGCUCGCAGUAUUCGACCGUUCGAAACACAGAUGUUGAUGGGAUCUGCAAACCACCCCUAUUGACAAAUGUGGUAAAUGACGAUGCCUUUCCUGCUUCAUGAUAUAUGGUUGAAGUAUAGUCAUGUCCGUUUGCAGGCAAUUGUUUUGGCAGAGGAAGAAGGCUCUUUUUGCAUGCUGGACAAACUAAGGUUUUCAUAAGUUUGGAAACAAUGUACCCUGCGAUGUAAAACAGAACAUUCGAGGUAAAUUCACUAUGCCCUUCUUCGUUUAAAUGUUCACACAUAGAAAAUAUGUCACUUGAGUCAUUGUUGGAGGCAGAGGCUUCCACAAUAUUUUCGUAGGUGGUUGACUUUUUGUGCUUUCUUGUAUGGAAUAUGGGGAUAAUGUUAUUACAUCCUGUAAAAUCCACACAGUUGGCAUAUUUCGAUGCUGUAAUGGCAUUUCGCAUCAACAUCUUUCGAAUUGCAUACUUGAACUGUAAAACGUUAGGGUUGUUAUUCCAGCCUCCUCUUGAGCGUAUGCAUGAAAAAAGAAGUUCGAUGUGGUCCUGUGAGAAUUUGUAAGUUAAUAAGUACUUGAAAGGAUUGGUGGGUAAACUAAACAUUUGUGUAGCCAUGGAAAUUGUAGAUUUGAUACAUGCCACAAACCCAAUUACAAAUGUUUUACGUUGCGAGGUGGAAAGUAGUUGACCUGUAGGUGCACUUGUUUUCAACGACAGUAGAUAGUCUGCUGUUGACAUUAAGAUUUCUUCCCAUGUGUCCUUGGUUUUCGGAUGAAGGGGUGUCUUGAAACCUUUAGCGAUUGGGUUACGAGAAUUCAGCAUGUCAAAUAACCGGUCGAUUGUGCGGAUAAAUAUAACUGUACCAUGACUAUCGUGAAAACUGGACAACUUCAUUGAUUUGUCCAGGAAUUCUACAGCAUUAGCCACUGAAGAACUUAAUGUUUGCGCUGCUAGUCUAACAUUCAUUUUGUGUUUUUGAAAUUUCAGGUGAUUUGGGGAAAGUUUGUUACCCAGAUUCAGUCCUUCCACUUCUUGUAACUUUUGAAGUUCCUCAAUGUGGUGCCACCUUAUCACAUUUCCCUCACCAUCAACAAUGGUCCCGAGGUGUGCCAAAGCAUUACGAGCAAGUUUAAGCAUGUGGCAGGGGUCAAGAAUGAUAAAAACAUCUUCACCAGUAGUUGGAUGAAUAAUUGAAGUGGUCAUCUCAUCGUAACUGCCAUUAAAACUACAACCGAGAAUUUCAAAUGUUCUAAGGUUGACUGCUGUGCCAUCCGCUGUCACCGACCAUACCUUUAGUCCAGCCUUUGCUGCCAUUUCCAAUGAUUUCGAUACUAAUUUUGCCUGGUCUUUGGCGCUGAUUUUAUCUCCUAAAAAGUAUCCGAUGGGACAUUUCCAAUGACUUCUUGUUCCGACCAACAGAAAAACUAAUGCCUCAGAAGCCAGUGUUGCUGACUUAUCAUUAUGAAUUUCAUCACCAAGAUCAACAAAUCCUGAGUACCGAUCUUUUUCAGCAUCCCAGAGUGUCUGCUUACGAAUGGACAUUGCAUCGAUUACCAAACAGCAGUCCUUGUUAAUUGGUGAACCAGAGAUUAAAUCAGACAGGGAUGUGAAUGCUUCUUCUAUGAAGCCUGGGUCACAUUUAAACGAAGUUGACCAUUUUCGUAUCAAAGAUUGGUUUGGCAAUGGGAUAAUGGAUCUAACAUAUUUGUAUGCUUUCGGUGAGUAAAAGUAUAAAGUCACAGCAAACUCUUUUAUUUCAUCCGAAUAUCUCCUUCCUGAUGGUGAUGCCUUUAAGUUUUUGAAAUUAUAUAGAAAUUGAAGAUGUUUAUUUUCAAAUGUUGAUUGCAGACUUUCUGCUUCUUUUGAAGUUAUCAGUGAUCUUUCUUCCAACACUUUGAUGGCUUCGUUCAUAGUUUUGACUUUCUGUUUUGACCUUCGUAAUUGCUGUUGUAAGUUGCGAAUUUUUUGUCUAAGUUUUGUUUGUAACUCAUCUCUUUUUUCUUCUGUAGAUACAGUUUUGGCGAUUUUUUCUGGAGGCGAGAGGUUUUCCAAAUCAGUUGGGGGGAUUGGUCUCUUGUUCGACAGGUCCAGCCUGCAUCUUGUUUUGUUGGGUAUCGUAUACAACAUGGUUGCCGUGUCAUGGGACUUUGAUGGUAUGACAUACUUUUUUAGUCGACAUGACCCAUUCACUGAAGGAGGGGUGAUGUAAUCUGUUACUUGGAAGUGGUCGCUACAAAGACGGCUAGUACUGGUUGCCCUCCAUGGUUCUUUAAGUAUAUUGGGCCUAUUGGCUUCUUGAACAAAAUGCUCCCACUGCUCUAAAGCAUGCUUAUCUUUCAUUGGAAAUCUAUAAUAGUUUACAACAUACAUAUAUUGUGAGCAGCCAAUUUGGCUUUAUUGGUACUGAAAAGAUGACUCUUGUCUUACAUGGUUUGUGCUGUGGUUUUCAACAUGUAAGGGUUACACUUAAGCCUCGUACAGACAAGUAAUUUUUCCUUGACACAUUAGAUUUGCUUGUGUGUAUGUGAAAAAAAUGACAAGUUUUCCUUGACAAGGAGCCUGGUUCAAAACAUGGUCAUGCCAAAUUUUGAACCAGGAAAUCUUGUCAAGAAAAAAUUGCUUGUCUGUGCGGGCAAAGAUGCAACAAUAUAAGACCCUGAUGCUUGUGAUGUUACUCUGAGUGUAUAUCCACACUGGUCAAGCUUGAAAAAUAUGCCUGGCCAUGGUGGGAAAGAACCUACGACCUUUGGAAUACUAGCCCAGGCAUAUUUUUUCAAGCUUGGCCAGUGUGGAUAUACACUCAGAUUAACAUCACAAGCAUCAUAUUCACCUGAGUACAUUACACCGCACACAAAAAAAUUUAAUAUAGACCCUGUUGUCAUUGUAAAAGCAAUGAUAGCCAAAAAUGGUGAUAAAGUAGUAUGUAGAAAUAUAUGCUUGUAGAUUUCAGUACAAGAAGUGUAAUUUUAAUCUGUUUUAUUAAAUAUUAAGAUAUCCUUUCCAUGUGUUGUUUUUUUAUCUUGUUAAAGUAAGGAAGUAAUUGUCAUUACCUGUGAAAAGCUACAGUAGCAUUUUGUCCAUGAUGAGGAAUACCCCUGUUUGUACACCCAAGUAUAACACAGUUAAGUGGCAUGAUUUUUACUCACUAACACUGUCACAAAAAUAUCAAUUUUUCCUUUAAUUUCGCAGUUUUUUUCUUCCCUUUAAAUAUUUUUUACUAAACAACUACAGUAAAUAUGCGCAAUAAAUUAAAAAAGGACUGGGUAGAGGAGAAACUUCAAUGUUUUGAGCACUCCUAAAAGCUAAAAUUUCAUCACAAAAUACACUUGAUACUGACACUAUUUUAUAUUAUAAGUUUAUGUUUGCUUCAUUCCCAUUCCUAAGUGACUAGAUUGCACAAAAAAUGCAUCAAUUAUAGAAAAAAAAUCUCCCAACAUGGUAAAUGAAAACUUCACGCCUGGGCGCAAUGUUUUUUCCUAACAAAGAACCGUUUUGUUCAGCAUUUCCAUACAAAGUAUUAAAAAAAUGCAGUCUAUUAAUCAAGAAUGUUUAAACUAGCCGAAGGUAGUGACAAAAUUAGUUCUUAUCUCCCUAAAACGAGUUUUUUUUAUGAGUUUCGACCCGAUCAGACGAAAUCGCAUAAAAAUAUUUUGUUUGGCCGUGUUUGUUUUUACGUGGAAAGACUGGGGGUGACUUGCAUAAUUGAGCAUCAAGCUUCCGGUUGAAGGUAGCGUUCCAGUUAUAUUCAUUUCACUGGGUUGUACACACAUGUUGACAUUCUCAAUAUAAACAGUAAAGAACAUUUGUAUUAUCGCGCUGUAUAAAAUAUUUUAUCGUGAUUUCUACUCUUUUACUAUGUCGCACAGCGAAGAUUCUCUUAGUUACCCUAGCUUAGAGUCUGAUAACAUAACGGAGAGCAAUUUAAAAGGAAAUAUGAACGUAACGAAUUGUUUUGAGCCGUAUCAAGGGGAACUAUUGCCAGUACAGACGACAGCGAAUCUUCUGAUGAGGAACAGGACGAAGAUUACAUUUUGCCAUCUGUUUUGGAGAAGCGUUUAGAAAAAAUAUUCCAUUAGCAAAUUGGUGAGUUCUACAAACAAUACUAAGUUACUUUAUUAUGAUUUUCAUGCAAUAUUUCCCUGAUAUUUGCCAUAUUAUUUAUUUCUGUUGUAGGUGUUCGUGUGAGAAUUGUGCCGAUCAAAAUCUGGCGAGUGUUGAGAGGGCUAGAUUAUAGAAUACCCGUCCACUUCUGAUACUGUUUAUUUUGGGGGGAUACGGUGAUACGCAGUGAAUCAUGAAAUGACGUAAUUAUUCGAGUGUUUGGGUUUUUUAAAUAAAGGGACUGG